This is a messenger RNA of Clonostachys rhizophaga, 2490 nucleotides long. NCBI's taxonomy places the organism in Eukaryota, Fungi, Ascomycota, Sordariomycetes, Hypocreales, Bionectriaceae. The record is from the annotation of a GenBank genome assembly.
AUGGCCUUUGCAACUCGACUUGGGCCGCUCACCAGCGAGCUUGUUGAAGCCGUAACCCACGUAUCCUCUCAGAGACACCCUGAGAGGCAUAAGCAUCAUCGCGAUGUGGUUCUACGGAAACUGAAAUCGCAUCCAUUUUUGCGCACAAAUCAAUUUGACGUCGCCAAUACUCUGGAUGGCCUUGAAGAGCGCUUCCGGGUGAAUAACCGAGAUGAUUUGGCGGAUAAUCUUCACGAGAGGCUGGAAAAGCUUCAAGACGUGUCAACUAAAUGGCAUCCUGAAAUCCUCUUCUUACUUCUUGAGCUCUCUGACCAACCGACUUUCAACACAGAGCUCACCGACCUUGAACUGCUACGGCAGCCUGAGGAAGACGAUGCCUCCGCAUUGCGCUGGGAGACGAUUGCCCAAGAAGAUGGCUGGGAUCAAGAUGCUGAGCUUUGGAAGUCGAUCAAAUAUAGUGACAGUUCAGAUGAGGAGUUGUCAUAUGCCAACACCGCAGAUGGCUCAGAUUCAUUAUCUGAAACUGAUCCUAGUGAUGCUGAGGGGCCAAUUAGGAAUACUGGAACCAAAAUAGUCCAUCCAGAAGACGAGUCGGUCUUCAGCUCAGUACGAGAGUCUCAAAGUUGGCGCACGGCCAAGCCUGCAACAGACGCAUCGGGGAGGAUACGCAAAGUCGGUGUCAGCGAAGCACAUGUUUUUCGUGAAGUUCUGUUCAUGCUUCAAGGCCUUGACACGACUCUCUUUGAUCGCAACAUUGUCCCAGUACCCUCUUUUCAAAUAUCGCACAUUGCGUGGGAUACGCACAGAGCGUUAAUCAACACUUUUGCUGAGUUUGGCCGGCGUCUUGCCCCUCUUAGGAAAUUCAUGAAGAAAAGUCAAGAUUUGGCCCAUAUACAAGCAUUUCAAGAUUCCAUCGGAAGCCAUUUGCUCGACUUUGACCAAAAAUUGUCGGAAAUACACGCCCGCCUUGCGUGCCCCCAAAAAGACGAAGUUGUUAGCCUGAUGGCUUUGAAGACAGAACUAACUCCGUGGCUACGACCGUUGCAUGCAUUGGCAGAAGUCGUUACCGGAAUGAACGACACCUCUGACUCCGGAGCUUUUCGUCAUCUCGAGUUGCUAUACCAAGGCGCAACACUGGCUCAAUCGAGUGAGGAUACAUUGAUAUAUGUGUCUCUUGCACGUGUCUUCGUAAAAUGUUUCAACGUCUAUCUAAGACCUAUUAGGCUAUGGAUGGAUGAAGGCAAGCUGCAGACUGGUGGCUCGUUCUUCAUAUACGAAACAUCGGCGGAAUUGACUCUUGGUCGUAUAUGGAGUGAUCGGUUCAAGUUUCGUACCGGUGUGGACGGAAAUCUUCAUGCGCCUAUGUUCCUCCAACCCGCCGCGAGCAAGAUUAUGAAUGCGGGAAAAAACAUCGUGGUCUUGAAGCGUUUGGAGUAUCAAUCCAUUCUACGUCACGUGGAGGAAGAAGAGCCAUUUCUGGACUACGACUCUAUUUGUCCAGCUGGGUUUGAAUUCGCGCCAUUUCCAGAUCUUUUCGCUGCUGCUUUUGAGCGCUGGAUACAAAGCAAAUACCGUUCGACAUCGACCACCCUCAAGACGGCCCUAUUUGAACAGUGCGCGUUGUUUUCCAACCUAGAUUCACUGGAGAGACUUUAUUUCAUGUCAGAUGGAUCUGCGUCGACCAUCUUCCACGAGGCCAUAUUCGCCAAGAUGAAUUCUCUUGACCCCUCAUGGAGAAGUCGAUACUUCUUGACAGCGAUUGCUCAGGAAGCUUUCGGGGCUCUGCUAGACGCGGACCGUUUAACUGUUAUUGUGGAUAAGCUGGGGAUGGAUGAAUCUCCUACUUCUGCAAGAGACUCUGUACGAUCUGUACUUCCACAUGUUAAGAUUGACUAUCGCCUCACAUGGCCGGUACAAAUGAUUCUGUCAUCAACGAGCAUGGAGAAUUACCAGAAGAUCUUCUCUCUCCUUCUUCAGUUCAAGAGAGCCGCGUAUGAGCUACACAAACCCAAGAUUUUGGACCAUUACUGGACAGACCACGAGGACUGGGAGGCACGAGCACUGUAUUACUCAUGCCGAACUAGGAUUUUGUGGUUUUGUAAUACGAUGCAAAACUACAUAUCGACACUGGUACUCACACCUCACCUCUUGGAAAUGAGACAAAAACUCCGAGAAGCUCAAGAUGUAGACGCCCUCAUCAUUGUGCACGAUACAUUUAUGAAGAAUAUUGUCGAUGGUGUUUGCCUCGGGGCUCGGCUUGAACCGAUCAGGGAAUGCAUGUCUGAUAUAAUGGACCUAGCGAUCAAGCUGGAGCAAUCAUAUGCAGGGAAUACGACCUUGGAAGCGCUGAGCGAGAUACAGAAGGAUUUUGAGAGACAUUUACGGUUUAUCACAGAAGGUCUGCGAAGUGUGGCCAGGGCCAAGGGUGACUCCCAAUCAGCGAAAUGGGACACAUUGGCAGAGAUGCUUCAGAUGGGCAAUUCGAGAUGA